Molecule: messenger RNA, 3351 nt
Organism: Fusarium mangiferae
Lineage: Eukaryota; Fungi; Ascomycota; Sordariomycetes; Hypocreales; Nectriaceae
Product: putative Lon proteinase, mitochondrial precursor
Exons: 2
Coding region: 1-3351 (1116 amino acids)
Biological process (GO): protein catabolic process; mitochondrion organization; chaperone-mediated protein complex assembly
Cellular component (GO): mitochondrial matrix
Molecular function (GO): single-stranded DNA binding; ATP-dependent peptidase activity; ATP binding
Source: RefSeq, a predicted model, not a curated record
AUGAUUCCCCGAUCACGCCUCUCGGGCCGCCUCAUUCUUGAGCGCUCUCUCGUCCACGCAUCACGAGUAUCUUCCGAAGCAACCGCUGCACGAUGGGCUUCUGCUCCCGCCUACCGCAACCAUCACAUCUGCGGUCGUCGGCUUCCCGCCAUUCAACCGCGGUUAGUCGCCGCUGCCUUUUCCACAUCUGCCCGAGUCACCAAAGAGAAGGACAGCAACGACAAGGGCUUCUUCGAGUCUGCGAUAGAGCCAUUGACGGAGCCCUUAUCUGACGAGGAGGCCAAGGCGAACAUCGAGAACAAGCGCAGGGAAGCCGACAGCCCACUACUGGCCGAGUCGAGGAAUCCAGGCCCCGAUUCACCUGGCUCUGGAAAGAACGAUAGCGCCGGGCAAUCGAACGAUGGAAAGGCGGGAAGUGCUGCUGGAGGUGCUGGAUCUGGAUCUGGAGGUGACAACUCAGGUGGUGACGGAGGUCGUCGCGGUAGAAAGCCCUCUGCCGAGAAAGCUCUCCAGAAGCCUGUCGUCCCUGAAGUCUACCCCCAAGUCCUAGCAAUCCCGAUUGCUCGAAGACCACUCUUCCCUGGCUUCUACAAGGCUAUUACCAUCAAGGACCCCGAGGUGGCCAAUGCAAUCACCGAGUCGAUUAAGCGUGGUCAGCCAUACGUUGGUGCAUUCUUGUUCAAGGACGAGAACGAGGAUGAGGAUGUGAUCAGGAACCCCGAGGACGUCUACGAUGUUGGUGUUUUCGCCCAGAUUACAAGUGCUUUCCCCAUCCACGGCCAAGAAGGUGCCCUCACUGCCAUCCUCUACCCCCAUCGCCGUAUCAAGUUAUCCAGUCUACUACCCCCUGGUGGCCAAGAUACUACUAAGAAGACUGAUGCCAAGGCCGAGCCCACACCCGAACCGAUUCCCCAGAAGCCCGCAGAGGAAGAGGCUACUCCCGAGAAGAAGGGAGAUGUCGUUGCCAGCUUCGAGGAGAGCGCUGUCGAGAAGAAGCCUGACCAGACUGCCGAAAAGUAUGAGCCAACAUCAUUCCUCAAGAGAUACCCCGUCAGUCUGGUCAACGUCGAGAACCUUGUCGAUGAGCCAUACGACCCCAAGAGCCCUGUCAUUCGCGCCGUCACCAACGAAAUUGUCAACGUUUUCAAGGAAGUCGCCACAAUGAACAAUCUCUUCCGAGACCAGAUCUCCACUUUCUCUAUGAGUCAAUCAACCGGAAAUGUUACAUCGGAACCCGCUAAGCUCGCCGACUUUGCCGCUGCCGUGUCCUCAGGCGAGCAAAAGGAGCUGCAAGAGGUAUUGGGCUGCCUCAACGUCGAGGAGAGGAUGCAGAAGGCUCUUGUGGUGCUGAAGAAGGAACUCAUGAAUGCCCAAUUACAGUCCAAGAUCAGCAAGGAUGUCGAGAAUAAGAUCAGUAAGAGGCAGCGCGAGUACUGGCUUAUGGAGCAGAUGAAGGGCAUUCGUCGUGAGCUUGGCCUGGAAUCCGAUGGAAAGGACAAGCUCGUCGAGAAGUUCAAGGAGAAGGCCAACAGCCUUGCCAUGCCCGAGGCAGUUCGCAAGGUCUUCGAUGAAGAGCUUAACAAGCUUGCUCAUCUCGAGACAGCCGCUUCCGAGUUCAACGUCACAAGGAACUACCUAGAUUGGCUCACCCAGAUUCCUUGGGGCAGGAGGAGUGCCGAGAACUUUGGCAUCCCUAAUGCAGUCAAGAUUCUGGACGAGGACCACCACGGUCUCAAGGACGUCAAGGACCGCAUUCUGGAAUUCAUCGCUGUUGGCAAGCUUCGAGGCACUGUCGAGGGCAAGAUCCUCUGCUUCGUCGGACCUCCUGGUGUGGGUAAGACAAGUAUUGGAAAGUCGAUUGCCCGAGCUCUUAACCGCGAGUACUACCGAUUUAGUGUCGGUGGUCUCACAGAUGUUGCUGAAAUCAAGGGUCACCGAAGGACCUAUGUUGGUGCGCUUCCUGGCCGUAUGAUCCAGGCUUUGAAGAAGUGUCAAACUGAGAACCCCCUCAUUCUGAUCGAUGAGAUCGACAAGAUUGGCCGAGGUUACCAGGGCGAUCCCUCUUCUGCUCUGCUGGAGCUGCUCGAUCCCGAGCAGAAUAGCUCUUUCUUGGAUCACUACAUGGAUGUCCCUGUUGAUCUGUCUAAGGUCUUGUUCGUGUGCACUGCCAACAUGACUGACACUAUUCCUCGACCCCUGCUCGACCGCAUGGAGCUCAUCACCCUCUCUGGUUACGUUGCCGACGAGAAGAUGGCCAUCGCCCAACGAUAUCUUGCCCCCGCUGCCAAGGAGACUGCUGGACUUCAGAACGCUGAUGUCAACUUGAGCGAGGAGGCAAUUGAGGAGCUCAUCAAGUCAUACUGCCGUGAGUCUGGUGUGCGAAACCUUAAGAAGCAGAUCGAGAAGGUCUACCGAAAGUCCGCCCUCAAGAUCGUUCAGGAGCUCGGCGAGGAAGUUUUGCCUGAAGAGGAGGCCCUCACCGAGGAGGGCAAGUCUGCUCUUGAGGAGGCUGAGAAGAAGAGCAAGACCGAGGAGGUCACCGAGGGCAAGGAGUCCACCUCUAACGAAACUGGCGCGACUACGGAGAAGCCCCGCAAGCCACUCAACGUCCCCGACUCUGUCCAUGUUGUUAUCGGCAAGGAUAACCUCACCGACUACGUUGGACCUCCUGUCUUCACCUCUGACCGUCUCUACGAGGUCAACCCUCCCGGUGUUUCCAUGGGCCUCGCUUGGACACAACUUGGCGGUGCUGCCAUGUAUAUCGAAUCCAUCCUCCAGGCUCCCCUCCGACCAUCUACACGACCUCACCUCGAGAUCACCGGUAACCUCAAAAAUGUUAUGAAGGAAUCUACUACCAUUGCCUACUCUUUCGCCAAGUCUUUCAUGGUUAAGCAGUUCCCUGACAACCACUUCUUCGACAAGGCAAAGAUGCAUCUGCACGUUCCAGAUGGUGCCGUCUCCAAGGAUGGUCCUUCAGCUGGUAUCACAAUGGCUACUUCACUCCUUUCUCUUGCUCUCGAUUCCCCCGUUGAUCCUACAGUUGCCAUGACUGGUGAGAUCACACUCACUGGAAAGGUACUACGCAUUGGUGGUCUUCGUGAGAAGACUGUUGCUGCUCGACGAGCUGGCUGCAAGACCAUCAUCUUCCCCAAGGACAACAUGUCUGACUGGCUAGAGCUACCUGAGAACAUCAAGGAGGGUCUUGAAGGUCAUGCUGUGGCCUGGUACCCUGAGGUCUUUGACCUUGUCUUCCCAAACGUCGAUAAGGAGAAGGCCAACACAUGCAAGAUCUGCGAGUGGAAGGCUCAGCAGAAGAAGAACGACUCUGAGUCAGCUGAAGAGGAGGACUAA